Messenger RNA from Sus scrofa (pig), 1761 nucleotides. The record is from RefSeq and is a predicted model, not a curated record. NCBI's taxonomy places the organism in Eukaryota, Metazoa, Chordata, Mammalia, Artiodactyla, Suidae.
CGGAACAGCUGAAGGCCGGGAGGACAGAACACCCGCAGAACCGGCCCAGGAGGAAGAUUGACUCAGGCCCCACCUGAGGCCCAGCCACCAGGCUGCCCAGCUCUGGGCCAACUCGCUUCACCCUCCAGGGGAGUAGAGACCCUCAGGGACCUGGAGUUCAGGGGGAGGAGGGAAGAGCAUCCAGAAGGCGGAAGGCAGGAGGGACUCAGCUCCAGAGAUAAGCCCCUUCGGUGGCCCUGGGUCCUCAGACUCAGCCACGGCGCCAAAUGAGCCACAGAUGUUUUUGCAGUCCCAGGGGCAAGAGAUGCCAGGAUAGAAGCGCCGGGACGCUCAGACGCACGGGCUCAGAGCCCUCAGCUGGACUGGCCCUCGCUGCCGCGCUGCCGCAGCCUCCAGCACCACCUGUCCCACUUCUUCUGCUUCUUGCCCCUCCUUAGCCCUGGGGCCUGGGCUGCCCGAGAACACGACUCAGCCCGCCAUACCCUUAACAGUUGCAGCCCAGGACCCAGCAUGGCGAGGGACUUCCAGGACAUCCAGCAGCUGGACUCCGAGGAGAACGACCACCAGCUGGGCAGAGGUGAGGGCCCAGGCGCUGGGUACCGUCCCAAGAGAGAAGACCCAAUCUGGAAAGGGACACCUCUUCCCCAGCCUCUUGUGCUGCAACGUCUCUGCUCCAAGCUCCGCCUCAGUCUGCUUGUCCUGGGCUUCAACGUCCUGAUGCUGGUGGCUGUCUGUGUGGUGGGGUCCCAAAGAACACAACUGCAAAUGGAACUGCAGACCCUAAAGGAAACGUUCAGCAACUUCUCCUCCAGCCUCCUGAUGGAGAUGCUGACGCUAAGCACCCGUGGAGGCAGCGCAGGUGACAAGGUGACAUCUCUGGAAGCCAAGAUGGAAAAACAGCAGCAAGACCUGAAGGCAGAUCAUGCCACCUUGCGCCUUCAUCUGAAGCACUUCCCGAGGGAUGUGCGCACGCUGACUUGUCGGUUGGUGUUCCUCCAGAGCAACGGCACGGAAUGCUGCCCGGUUAACUGGGUGGACUAUGAAGGCAGCUGCUACUGGUUCUCUCGCUCUGGGAAGGCCUGGGCCGAGGCUGAGAAGUACUGCCAGCUAGAGAACGCCCACCUCGUGGUCAUCAACUCCAGAGAGGAGCAGAAAUUCAUUGCACAACGCACGAACCCCUUUCAAACGUGGAUAGGUCUCACCGACAGUGACGGUUCCUGGAAAUGGGUGGAUGGCACAGACUAUGGGAACGGCUACAAGAACUGGGGUGCCCUGCAACCAGACGACUGGCAGGGGCACGAGCUGGGGGGCAGCGAGGACUGUGUCGAGAUCCAGGGGGACGGCCGCUGGAAUGAUGAUUUCUGCCAGCAAGUGAAACGCUGGGUGUGUGAGAUGAAGCAGAAUAUUACCAUGUAGACCCCCGACCUCCAGCAGACCCCUGCCUCCAGCCCCCCCACCACCCGGGGGGGGGUUGCAUUUUGAAGAAAAGGAGGAGAAGAGAGUCGUCAGAGGCGGGGGGAGGGGCUGAGGAAAGCUAGCAGGGGCUGGUUGAAGAAUCUCGGACCCCGGGGAGCCUGUGAGCCUGCCUCCUUCUGAAAUUCACUGUAAUUAUGAUCAUUUUCGGCCUCCUCAAUGGCGUAGGAAGAGAACAAAUACUUGAAAGGCUGCGUGGAGUGGUUAUUUGGCGCUGGCAAGUGCAGGCUGCAAAGAGGGAGGGCGGGGGAGUCCGGAAGAGGGAAAGCUAAAUAAAUAUCUAAGAAA